UAGAGAAUCCCAAACCCAAACAACACAUAUUAAGGCUGAAUGAACCUGGAAGUCGGGAAAAAAUAAAGGGGUAAAAUCACAGUUGUCAACCUACUUGUAUGUCGUGGGUUGGUACAAUUGAAUUUAAUUGGCCCGGAUAUCAAACUAGCGGGAAGAAUAUCAGUAUAAAGCAAUAGUCAAAAUUAGAGGUGGCAAAUGGAUUGGAUUGGUGGAUUGGAUUGGUGGAUCCAUGGAUCAAAUGGAUUGGAUCUAAUGGAUUGGUGGAUUCAUGGAUUGGAUCAAGUGGAUUGGUGGAUUAUCCAUGAAUCCAAAUGACAUCCUCAACCAAGGACCAAUAUGUAAAAUGUAAAAAGUUUAGGUACUAAAAUGUCAUAAUGAAAAUUUUAGGUACCAAAACGUAAUUUUCCAAUGAUAUUUUUCGUAUAAAAAUUAAAUUUUAGGUACCAAAAUGUAAAAAAUAAAAAUUAUAGGUACUAAACCGUAAUUUGCCAAUGAUCCAUGGAUCCAAUCCAUGAAUCCACCAAUCCAAUUGGAUUUGGAUAAAAUGGAUUGGAUUUAAAUAGAUUGGAUUAGGUGGAUAUUUUUAAUGGAUUGAUGGAUUGGAUUGGUGGAUUGGAUUGAAAUUGCCACCUCUAGUCAAAAUCGAAAAACAUAGUGAUAUGGUUGAAAUAAUUCGGUGGAGUAAAUUAAAAAAAAAUCUUUUUAUUGUAUUCGAUUAUGGAUAUUAGAUGUUAAUGUUAUUUGUAGGAUUCAAAUAUAAACUUUUGAAUCUUGAAUUUAAAUAUGAUGAUUUGUCAUUUAAUUUAUAAUACGGUGUUAUUUAAAUAUGAAUAUAAAAUUAGUGGAAGACUGUCCUGAAGUAUCCUCACAAGUAUUGUUACAACUGACAUAAAUAAUUUAGUAUUUAAAUUUUAAACUAGUUGUACCUCGAUCAGACAAUACCACUUACUAAAUCGAACCGGUUUUAAUAAAACAUACCUAACUACCUAAGCGAGAAGACGAUAUGAGAGCCGCUUGUCUCGCAAACCACCGCGAACAGAAAAUAAACAUGGCUACUCUGUUCAAGUACUACAAACCCCUCUGCUCCUCUAUCCGAUUCACCUCGCCGUUCACAAUCCCACCGUUCCGUUAUGCUCCUAACCGCACUCGUCCUCCCCGGACCGUUCCGGUCACCGGAAAGAGAAGGCAAUUCUUUUCCUUCUUCAGUUCGCUCACUUCAUCCCUUCCGGUACUCAACGAGAACAACUCCGGUCCAACCAGUGGCAACGGCGCAGCGAGUCCUCCAUCGGAGCUGUGGCUUUACAACACAAUGACGAGGAAAAAAGAGUUGUUCAAGUCGAAAUUGGACGGUAAAGUUGGAAUGUACGUCUGCGGCGUCACCGCCUACGAUCUCAGCCAUAUCGGCCAUGCCCGGGUUUAUGUCACCUUCGAUGUGCUCUACAGAUAUCUAAGGCAUUUGGGAUAUGAUGUCUCGUAUGUUCGCAAUUUCACGGAUGUUGAUGAUAAGAUAAUUGCACGAGCGAAUGAAGUGGGGGAGGAUCCAAUCAGUUUGAGUAGAAGAUACUGUGAGGAAUUCCACCAGGAUAUGGUUUCUCUUCAUUGUCUGCCUCCUUCAGUUGAGCCCCGUGUAUCAGAUCACAUGCCUCAAAUUGUUGACAUGAUCAAUAAGAUUCUUGAUAAUGGGUGUGCCUACAAAAUUGAUGGAGACGUCUACUUCUCUGUGGACAAGUUCCCACAGUAUGGACGUUUAUCUGGAAGAAAAUUAGAAGAUAACCGAGCAGGUGAGCGGGUAGCUGUUGACACAAGAAAAAGGAAUCCUGCUGAUUUUGCUUUGUGGAAGUCCACGAAAGAGGGUGAGCCGUCUUGGCAGAGUCCUUGGGGGCCUGGAAGACCUGGAUGGCAUAUUGAGUGCAGUGCCAUGAGUGCUACUUAUCUAGGUCAUUCCUUCGACAUACACGGUGGAGGAAUGGAUCUUGUUUUUCCUCACCAUGAAAAUGAGAUUGCUCAGAGUUGUGCUGCUUGUGGAGAUAGUAAUAUAAGCUAUUGGGUGCACAAUGGAUUCGUCACAAUCGAUUCAGAGAAAAUGUCAAAGUCUCUAGGAAAUUUUUUCACAAUUAGGCAGGUUAUAGAUCUAUACCAUCCCUUAGCAGUGAGGCUUUUCUUGUUGGGUACCCACUACAGAUCUCCAAUAAAUUAUUCCGAUGCACUGCUUGAGAAUGCUUCUGACCGUAUCUUUUACAUUUAUCAGACAUUAUAUGAUUGUGAGAAUGUAAUCGGAGAGCUAGAUGCAGGUUUCGAGGACAGUGCAGUUCCUCCUGAUACGAUGAAUUGCAUAGUGAAAUUCAAUGAUGUGUUUGCAGCCUCAAUGUCUGAUGAUCUCCAUACCCCUGUUGUUUUAGCUGCUAUAUCUGACCCAUUGAAAAUCAUCAACGAUAUGCUGCACACGCGCAAGGGAAAGAAGCAAGCAAAGAGAAUAGAAUCACUCUCCGCACUAGGAAAGAUAGUCCAGAAAGUUCUAACCAUCCUGGGGCUGAUGCCAACAACUUAUUCAGAAGUUCUUCAGCAGUUAAAGGAAAAGGCAUUGAGGCGUGCCAAGUUAACAGAAGACCAGGUUAUUCAGAAGAUUCACGAAAGGACUGAAGCAAGAAAGAACAAAGACUAUGAAAAAUCAGAUGCCAUCAGAAAAGAGUUAUCUACUGUUGGAAUUGCUCUUAUGGAUAAUCCAGAUGGGACUAACUGGAGACCGGCUGUCCCACUCGCCUUGCAAGAGCUGGAAAUUGGCACACCUUGAUGUUUCCUUCUCUGUAUUGAACUCUUAAAGAUUAACUACACAUCUUCUUGAUUCCGAUUAGGUAUUCUUUCUCCUCCAAUUUAUGCAUCCUUUUUUUAGUUGUCUUCAUCAUAAGACUUGGGAAAGUUCUUCCAGGCUUUGAAUUGACAUUUCAGGAAGAGAUACAACUGUUAAACAGAGCAAUUUCAGUCUUAUUCAACUAACCAAUCUAUCUGUUUUCUCCUUUUUACUUACAGGCUGGAACGGUUACAUUGGCAAUGUGAGCAAACACAAUAGAGAAAGGUGCAAUGGUUAUUGGGUCCGAAAGUCUGGCCUGAACCGGUUCCAGAGGAGGUAUAGAUCCAGAUGUAUUAUUCACAGCAAGUACUUUCCCAUUCAAAAGUACUGUCUGACUGUGUAAAUCAUUACCAUUAGCGGUCAAGUGAUAUUCCUCUCUUACUUGUGCAUUAGCUUUGGAACCUCUCGACAUCCUAGCGAAUUUUGAUCUUCGAUUUUGGUGGUGUCGCCGAGCUGUCCGAAAAGUGAUGGCAUUUUCAGUCGAAACACGCACAUUGGCUGUCGUAUUACUGUCGAGGUUGAUCAAAAGUAAUGUAAUUCCUUGCUGCAUUCAUAUAAUUCCAGUAUAAACUAGUCAGCUUGAU
Linum trigynum is the source of this 3432-nucleotide messenger RNA. The record is from the annotation of a GenBank genome assembly. Lineage: Eukaryota; Viridiplantae; Streptophyta; Magnoliopsida; Malpighiales; Linaceae.